Molecule: messenger RNA, 1092 nt
Organism: Emericellopsis cladophorae
Lineage: Eukaryota; Fungi; Ascomycota; Sordariomycetes; Hypocreales; Bionectriaceae
Product: NADP-dependent alcohol dehydrogenase-like protein
Exons: 1
Coding region: 1-1092 (363 amino acids)
Biological process (GO): alcohol metabolic process
Molecular function (GO): zinc ion binding; alcohol dehydrogenase (NADP+) activity
Source: RefSeq, a predicted model, not a curated record
AUGGGCUACCCCGAUACUUUCCACGGCUUUGCCGUCGACGGCCCCAAGACCUGGAACCAGUUCAAGAAGACCGAGCUCAAGCCCAAGCCCUUUGAGUCCCACGACAUUGACGUGCAGAUCGACGCCUGCGGCGUGUGCGGCUCCGAUGUCCACUCCGUCACCGGCGGCUGGGGCGACUUCAAGGGUCCCCUCUGCGUCGGCCACGAGGUCGUGGGUCGCGCCGUCCGCGUGGGUGACCAUGUAAAGGGCAUCUCGGUGGGCGACCGCGUCGGCGUUGGCGCCCAGGUUCAGUCGUGCCUCGAGUGCGACAUGUGCAAGUCCAAGAACGAGAACUACUGCCCCAAGAUGGUGGACACGUACAACGCGCAGUACGCAGAUGGCAGCUGGGCGCACGGCGGCUUCGCCAGCCAUAUCCGCGCCCACGAGUACUUCACCUUCCGCAUCCCCGAUAAGCUUGAGUCAAAGGUGGCCGCCCCGCUACUCUGCGCCGGAAUCACCACCUACUCCCCGCUCGUCCGCGCCGGCGUGGGACCUGGCAAGCGCGUCGGUGUCCUCGGCAUCGGCGGCCUGGGCCAUCUGGGCAUUCAGUUCGCCAACGCGCUCGGCGCCGAGACGUACGCCCUCACCACGUCCGAGGACAAGGUGGCGGACGUGAAGAAGAUGGGCGCCAAGGACGGCAUCGUCACCACCAAGGACGGCUGGGCCGACCAGUGGACCAACAAGUUCGACUUUGUCCUCUGCUGCUCCGACAUGACGCACAGGUACGACCUGGCCACGCUCCUCACCCUGCUCAAACCCAUGGGUGACUUCCACAUGGUCGGCCUGCCGGACAAUGCGCUGCCUCAACUCACUGCCGGGACGUUUGCGGGCAACGCCCCCAAGCUGACAGGUUCGCAUAUUGGUAACCAUCAGGAGAUGGACGCCAUGCUGGCCCUGUGCGCUGAGAAGGGCCUUGGUCCCUGGGUCGAGACGCUGAGCGUUGGCGAGGCUGGCUGCAAGGAGGCAAUAGAGCGUGUGCGCGAGAACAAGGUGCGCUACAGGUUUACGCUCGUCGACUUUGAAAAGGCCUUCAAGGACGAGAGGAAAGAUUAG